GGCCUUCCACGAAAAUAGGAGUACUCCGGCUGCAGACGCAAACCCAAACCAAGCGAAAAAUAUCCACUGAAUCUCUCUCGCUGCUCGCGGCCGCGGCGACCGGACUAAGGAAGGAAUCGAAGGCGACGAUGGCGUGCCGAGCCCUCGCGCUCCGCACCCUGCUGCUCCCCGACCCCCUCCACCACCUCAGCCUCCGCGCCGCCGCGUCGGCCCCGGCGGCGCCGUUUCCUUGUCGCCGCCGCCGCCGCAACCUCCGCUGCUGCUCCAGCUCCAGUGGGGGCGGGCCCGGGGAGCAGGGACAGCCGCCGCAGGAGGCCGGGCUGAUGGAAGUAGAGGACGAUUGGGUGUUGUUCUUUGAUGAAAUUGGAUGGAUUCAUGAGAGGCGGCAGUGGCAUGACACCGUCAUAUUCAUCGGCGUCCUGGUUGAAGGUUUACAUAAUAGGCCACUGUAUGUGGCUACAUUGCAUAAUAGCAUCACCGAGAUCAAUCUUUUCCCUUGCUGUUUGCUUCUCAAGGAGGUGGCAAAGUCUAAAGGAAGGGUCGCACUCACAACAAAUAUGGUCAUAGGUGGCACUGUUACAGAUGAUUCAAGUGAUGAAUGGCUUGUUCUGGAUCAGAAGGUGAAUACAUAUCCCACAGACAGAGGAUUUACAGCAAUUGGUACUGGAGGUGAAGAUUUUGUCCAUUCUAUGGUUGAUGCUGUUGAAUCGGUUCUUCAAGAAUCGAUUCCAAAGGGCCAAGUAAGUCAGAAAAUAUCUUCUAGGGGAAAAUAUGUUUCUGUAAAAAUUGGGCCAAUACGCGUGGCUUCAAGUGAGCAGGUCCAGGCUGUAUAUCGCGCCAUGAGAAGAGAUAACAGGAUGAAAUACUUCUUAUGAACUGCAAUUACUCAUUCCUGUUUAGUUCCUUCCAUCUUGUAACACCCGCGUCCUGUUAUACGUUUUGCUGUACUUGUAAGUAUUGUCUCAAAUGGAAAUAUUGUGUUGGUCUUCCAGUUCAUUGGUUCCAUGCGACACAAAGAUACCCCCUGCAGGCUGGAGCAUCUAUGAACUUUCUGUGAACUGAUGAGAGGAAGGACAUUUUUGUGUUACUUCGGCCCAAAUAGAAAUUGCUCCAUUAUUGAGACAGGCGCUACAAUGUAACAGCAGGGUUUUCAUAACACUAUAGCGAACAUGUUUACAUACUACAUAUGUUUAAAGAUGCUUGUAGUUUGUGAUU
Messenger RNA from Triticum dicoccoides, 1215 nucleotides. RefSeq lists its product as uncharacterized. The transcript is spliced from 8 exons. Bases 129 to 875 code for a protein of 248 amino acids. The record is from RefSeq and is a predicted model, not a curated record. Lineage: Eukaryota; Viridiplantae; Streptophyta; Magnoliopsida; Poales; Poaceae.